AUGGCGCGCUGCCUGAGAAACUGCACUCGGCCACAUCUCUUGCAGAGCCCGCCCGCCUGGCUGAUGUCUUCCUCAUCCUCUUCCAUCCCUCAUGCCCCUACAAUCGUCUCCUCUCUCUCUUCUUCUCCCUUUCCUAGUUCCGUUGUCCGACGCGUGCUCAUACAUUUCCCGCCAUCUCGCCACGUUGGCAUCCACACACCUUUCUCUACCGCCCGCAGGCUAAUCGGUUUGCCGGUGACGAACAAGCCGACCUUGGCCAUGGGACCAGCUCCCCGCACCCCCCGGUCCCGUCGAAUUCGGGGGCUGGCCAGACUAGCCCACCCCUUUGACAGUCCAGCCGACUCGGGCUACGGUUCCUCUGAGUGCUCUUCGCCGGAGAAGAGAGCCCACCAGGACGAUGUCCCAGAAUUCCCUCCAUACUGUCUCAACUACGACUUUGUGUGUGACGGCUCCGGAUCUUCAGAUAAGCACGAGUCUGAUCACGAGUCUGAUAAAGAGCCCGAGGUUGAACCCACGCCCACGAGAAGACAGACUCGAUCCAGAUUGCGUACCGGCAUUCCCGCAAACUUUCACUCCAACAAGGUGGUCCGGCCAAAACCGAAUCGACAAUAUACAAAAGGGUCCCUGAACCUGCCAGACCGCUUCAUACCACGAUGGAAAGCGUCCGCACCCAUCUCUAUCACGUACCGUACCUCCAAGCUCGUCGAUGACUUGACAGCCUCCGAGAGGCUUUUACGCAACCAUCAUGCCUCUCCUGACGUCUUUCUGCACCGAGCGACCGCCAAUGCCCCCCCUUUGGCCUCAGACUUCCGCUACGUCUCCCGCAUGGAAGAGGCGCCAAGUAGGAGAUUUCAGCACCUGCCCCACACUCGAAACGGCUCGCUAAUAGCCACCCAAGUAGGAACGACAAUCGUCCCUAUGCCGGAGAACCGACGCAUCUUCAGGGCACGGGCUUCUCGAAUCGAGCGCAGGCUGCCUUCAGCCCCGUUCCGUGUGCUUGACGCCCCCGAUCUCCGCGAUGACUACUACUGCUCAACGCUGGCCUACUCGGGGACUUGGAACGUCCUUGCGGUAGGGCUGGGAGGCACGCUGUACUCAUGGUCUAGUCGUCACGGAGUCAUGCCCGUACAUCCCACAAACCCGCCACGGAGGGUCUCCACUGAGGACUUGAUCGUAGGCGACGUCUUGGGACAUAUUUACUACUACGUUGUGGAGUGGCCGGAAGCUUGGGAAGUGGCCCGCGAUGACUGGCCUGGCUCCAUUACGCUGGUAGCUAAGAUUUCUGCCCAUGCUUUGCAGAUCUGUGCAUUAGUCUGGUCCCCCAACGGUCAAGUCUUUGCGACUGGUGCCAAUGACAACUAUUGCUGCUUGUUCGAGGUCAACAAGAUCCUACAACCACAACGACACCAGGGUUCAGUCUCGCCGACGGUACGGAAGCGGAGGCAGUCAUCGGAAAGCAUCGGCAGUGAGUUGUAUGACCUGCUAAUACAAAAUGAAGGAAGGGAUGAAGAGGCAUUUCAACUUCUUAGAGACGGUACCAGCAUCCGGACCGUCCGAACCUCGCCUGAUGAGGUGCCGCAGUUCGGACCCGGUUCAGAGACGCAUCGCUGGAUCCACAGCGCCGCCGUCAAGGCGAUUGCCUUUUGUCCAUGGCAGGACGGCCUCGUUGCGACAGGGGGCGGCUCCAAUGACCGAUGCAUACACUUCUUCCACACCAAGACCGGCACAGCUCUCGCAACCAUUGCAUGUGCGGCGCAGGUGACAUCACUCAUAUGGUCCACGAACCGGCGUGAGAUUGCUGCCACUUUUGGCUAUUCACAACCCGAACAUCUGUUUCGUAUUGCCGUGUUCAGUUGGCCUUCGUGCGAGAUGGUCGGCGUGGUCAAGUGGGAAAAGGGCCACAGAGCGCUCAGCGCCAUUGCGUACCCUGGCGGUCCCAAGGGACUGUGUCGUGACCGAGCAAGAGAGCGCCCAGCAGAGGAAGGCGGCAUUGUCGUGGCAUCGAGCGACAAUACCAUCAAGUUUCACGAAGUCUGGCAAGCGGCGAAGAGGGUCAUGGUGGGAGGCAAGGGAAUGCUAGGAGGAAGUGAUAUCCUCGAGGGACUUGAGGGCAUGUACAAAGAGGGAGAUAUCAUUCGCUAA
Molecule: messenger RNA, 2142 nt
Organism: Verticillium dahliae VdLs.17
Lineage: Eukaryota; Fungi; Ascomycota; Sordariomycetes; Glomerellales; Plectosphaerellaceae
Product: meiosis-specific APC/C activator protein AMA1
Exons: 4
Coding region: 1-2142 (713 amino acids)
Biological process (GO): positive regulation of anaphase-promoting complex-dependent catabolic process; anaphase-promoting complex-dependent catabolic process; positive regulation of ubiquitin protein ligase activity
Cellular component (GO): anaphase-promoting complex
Molecular function (GO): protein binding; anaphase-promoting complex binding; ubiquitin ligase activator activity
Source: RefSeq, a predicted model, not a curated record